UGUCUACUCAUUGACUCGGUGCAUUCCAUUCUCCCCGCAUCCCCCACCAUGUCCUUAACAACAGGAUCGUUCUCCGCACCUGCGCAGGUACACACAUUCGAUGGCCUUCUUUCUGACUUCGAUGGCACAAUUGUGGACUCAACCGAUGCCAUUGUGAAGCACUGGCACAAGAUUGGUGACGAACUCGGUGUCGACCCCAAGACUAUCCUCGCGACCUCGCAUGGCCGCCGCAGCAUCGAUGUGAUGCGUCUAUACGACCAGACCAAGGCCAACUGGGACUAUGUCAAUGAAAUCGAAGGCCACAUCCCGAAAGAAUAUGGCUCCGACGCCGUCGAGAUCCCCGGCGGCCGCGACCUCCUCGCAGCCCUCGAGACCUCCGGCGCAAGAUGGGGUGUUGUAACAUCAGGUACGCGCCCUCUAGUCGAUGGCUGGCUGGAAGUGCUCGGCCUCCCACACCCCAAGAACCUGGUGACAGCAAUGGACGUGCCACUCGGCAAGCCGGAUCCACGCUGCUACCUGCUAGGCCGGAAGCAACUUGGCAUCGAAGAUUCAACUUCGAUUGUCGUACUCGAGGAUGCACCUUCUGGUAUCAAGGCUGGUAAGGCUGCUGGGUUCAAGGUGAUUGCGUUGAAGACGACGCACUCGCUGUACCAGCUCCAGCAAGCUGGUGCGGAUUGGAUUGUGGAAGAUUUGACCAGCAUUUCGGUCAAAGCGGUUGUUAAUGGCCAGGUGCAGAUCGAGAUCAGGGAUGCGUAUCAAUAG
Penicillium hordei is the source of this 762-nucleotide messenger RNA. RefSeq names its product HAD family hydrolase. The transcript is spliced from 4 exons. Bases 49 to 762 code for a protein of 237 amino acids. Lineage: Eukaryota; Fungi; Ascomycota; Eurotiomycetes; Eurotiales; Aspergillaceae. Gene Ontology annotation, molecular function: sugar-phosphatase activity; beta-phosphoglucomutase activity. The record is from RefSeq and is a predicted model, not a curated record.